AUGUAUCGCCGUCCACCAAUAUUCCAGCAGCUCCCUCCUACCCCUCCUGCUCCCUCAACUUGCACAGGGUCGAAUGUUGGACUCGAUGCUGAGGAGCUGCAGACGUGUUUCCGCUUCACCCGGGAACGAUUUCCGGAACACGUGCUCGAGGAGGCUGCGUGGCAGGGGGGAUGCUCCUACACCACCCUCUUACGAGUCAAGGCGAAUCCUGUCAUGGACAGCAGUCGAGAGCCCGCCGAACCCGAGUUCGUCGUCCAGAUCCGCCCCGAACGCCACGCCAUCACCCCUUCAAUCGGCAGGUAUGCCAGGGAGUGGUACGCCGACCUGGCUCCCGAAUUCGAAGAACUAGACUGGUUUGUUCCGACGCGGACGAUUGCGAUGUACCAGGUUUGCCGGAUGUCGCUCCUCCCAGGAACAAGGCUGAGCGAGGUACUGCCGAAGACUUCUUCGGUUGAUGUCGCGACGAGGGGGAGGUUGAGGAGUGUGCUUGAGGGGCUGGCGGGGUUUCAUGCGAGUUCGUGGGAGUGA
Messenger RNA from Saxophila tyrrhenica, 528 nucleotides. RefSeq lists its product as uncharacterized. The record is from RefSeq and is a predicted model, not a curated record. The transcript has a single exon. Bases 1 to 528 code for a protein of 175 amino acids. Lineage: Eukaryota; Fungi; Ascomycota; Dothideomycetes; Mycosphaerellales; Extremaceae.